AAAUGUUUGUGUGCGUUGGAGCUGCUGCAUGCUUGUUGGUGACACAAAUUAGCCCAGAGACUGCCGUAAAAUAACAGGAAAUGAAGGAAGACAAUUGCAGCACCCACAUUGUGAUUUGGAUGAUUACAACACGAGGGUUAAUAGAUAUAUCAGACAGCUUCUUUAUUUUGGAAUAAGAAACUUAACAACAGACCUUCCACCCCAGAAGUCAAUACACAGAAAACGACACGAAAAAUGUAAUUGUAAGUUUACUGUGUACAGAUCCAUUGGGCAGUUUAAUUCCUUGUCACAGCAACACCGUUGGAAGGACCUGUCCUCACGGUCGCCUCUUCAAACCGGAGCACCGGGAGGAAGCUUCACGGAAGGACACGCCCUGGACUUUAAAAAUGGUGCAGUAGGUGCGUUUCCCUCGGCUGCUCACAUCCUAUCUGGGGAAAGAAAACGGCACAGGGCUGAAACUUGUGUCGCUGCGUCUCUUCGUCCUUACAUCUCUGGCGGAUCCGCCGUCGUGCGCAGGCUGCUGUAUGUACUCGCCGUGGCCAGGAGACGAGGAGAAGCACCUGCCGGAGAGCGGACACGCCGCGGGAUGGACGCCUUCAAAUCCGCCGGCAGAGCGAUCAUCAAGAGCCCCGGAGUUCCGCGGCACGCGUGGGGAACCUCAAAGCAUGAAAAGCUGCCAGAGAACUGGACAGACACCAAGGAGACUCUGCUGGAAGGAAUGGUAUUCAACGUGAAGUACUUGGGAAUGACUCUGGUGGUCCAGCCAAAAGGAGAGGACAUGGCUUCAGCUGCCAUUCACAGAAUAGUUGCCAUGGCCAGAGCCAGUGCUAAGAAAUUUCGGAAAGUAACAUUGACUGUCUCACCAAAAGGCAUCAUCAUCACAGACACAGAGACGGCGGACCUCAUAGAGAAUGUCUCCAUAUACAGAAUUUCAUACUGCACAGCAGAUAAAACUCAAGAUAAGGUCUUUGCCUAUGUUUCUCAGUGUGAGUUCAAUGAAACUCUUGAGUGCCAUGCAUUUCUCUGCCAUAAAAGGAAAAUUGCUCAGGCUGUUACGUUAACAGUAGCCCAGGCCUUCAAAGUUGCCCUAGAUCUUUGGGAAAUUGCUCAGGAAGACAAAAGCAGGAAGUCCAGGAACUGCAGUUCCUGUGCAGCCAGUGAUGGACAGUCAGAGACAACAGAAGCUCAAUGUGUUCCAGCAGAUUAAAUAUGUUUCAGAAUGACAGAUCCAGCUGUUCUGCGGGUCAUCUUUGGUGAUGCGUCUGAUUCAAGAAAACUGCACCUGUUUUCUGGAAUUCCAGAAACCAGCUGGAAGAACUGCAUGUGUUAGUAAAGACAUUUUUUCAGUUGAAAGAAGACUUCCGGUUGCAAUACAUGGAUGCUGAUUUCAAUGAGUCCAUGAACUUGACUUCCAUGUCUGAAAUUGAAAAUGAAAGUACACUAAAAGUGAUAUACUCACCAACCUUGUCACCUCUCGAGACCUACAUCACUUUGACAACAGUAGACUCAUCUGCUGAGACCUUUGUCACCACAAGCCCAGAGCCUGAAGCCUCUGCUUCCUCAAUAGCCUCAUCUUGCAGUGAUGACACGCUGUACACAUCAACCCCACAUUCAUCCCCAGAAACUCGGCCUUCAAAAAUGUCCUCCUGGCCGAAGGUUUUUGUGGUCCCUAAAUUCACCUACGAGGCUGAAUUUGAGCUCCACCAAAAGAAUACAGAGUUUGAGACGAAUGGAACAUACUUCAACCCUGGCCCAAAGCUGAAAGGAAUCAUCCUUGAUAGCCUCGCCCAAGAACUGAUGAAAUACACUAAAUAUCCAAAAGACUAUCAGUGUGAAGAAGUGGCAGCGGCUUUGAUGAAGGCACACCCUUGUUUGGGACAGCUGGGUUCCAAAACAGGAUUUUGGGGAUGGAAACAAUCACUUAAGUAUAAAGUGCAAAACUAUCGAACAAAGCUUGGGCUUCUCGGACAUCCUGAAAUCCGUGUGAACUCCUUAAAGCACAAACGAGAAGGCCGAGGCAAAGCUGCAGCCAAGAUCAAGAAACCAAGAAAGACUGAAGUUCAUUAUAGUCCUCUGCAUCCAAAAGGUGAAACCCCAGAAAGCUUGAAGAAUGAGAGAAUUGCUUUAUUGUCAGAAGUGAAAAAGCGUGACAAUGCAGUGGUGAUUAAAACAAAAAUGGAGAAAACCUUCUCCCACAGAUGACUAGAGGUUGUGGAGCAGAGGCCCAUGAUAGGAGAGUUUAAGGACAGAUGGCCUGCCUUGUUAGAAAUGAGUGAAGUGAAUGCAGAGUUCUUGCGGAUCACCACUAAGCCACUGCAAUCAAAAUUCAUGUCACAGUUUGACCACUUCUCAGACAAGCUGCUGAAGAUCUUCAAGAGCAAAGGAGGAAUGAAGGGCAAAGGAUCAAAGAUGUCCUGACGAUCAGUGAUUUAUGUGACAACAUCAACACUAAGAGGGAGUGCAUCCUACGAAGCCUUGUCAUCUACCUCAAUGAAGAUCCAGACUCAUUCUUUAAGGAAUAUCUGGCCUCCACCGCUGAGGAUGCAGACAAGGACAUCACAGACACAACCAUGGGGAUCUAUACAAUCAGAAGAGAGCGGGUGGAAGAGCCGGUGGAUGUGGGAAUUGUGAUAGAAGGCAUUAAAGUUCUCAGCAACAUUGGCAGUGUCAUCCUGGGCUUCAUCAUGCUGUUUGCGCUCAUUUAUGCCCUUGAUCUAGGCUUUCCAGACAACCUGAAGUACGCCUUUGAAUUUUUCCAGAAUAUCAUAAUGAAUCCGGAUGGGCACAAGCUGAACACAAGGAUCCAGCAGCUGAAAAUCAAGUCAUUAACAUAAGAGGUGACCACCUGUCAUGCUAAUCAGAUCUUCUGGGAGUUGCUUUUAUUUUGUUUUUUUCCCUCUCAGUCCAUAACAAAGAACAAUCACUGACCUCAUCGAAGAUUCCUUUGUUCUAACUUUUCAGAAGAAUUGUAAGUUGCACAAAGGCAGCUUAUGGCAAGUACAAUUUAGUAAGCUUUCCCCUCUCUUAAGACAAUGCAUGGAUGAUAUGCAACUGUGGAGAGACUCCUGUCUGAUAAACUGAAGUAUGAUGGGGAUUUAACACUGGAACAUUCUAUGGAUUUGGCCACUUUGCCUCCACAUUCUAUCCUCUUGAGAAUGACUUUACUUUCAACCAUUACCAGGCUGCCAUUCAAGUGCCAGCUGACAUGUCUAUUCUGGGUUUCCUUGUCAUCUAACUGUAUGACUCUUGGACAUUUACACAAGUCAACACUUUCAUUGUUGUCAUUUUCAGUUCAUGGAAGAUUGUUAUUACAUUGCUGAAGAUACUCAAGUAAAAACCUAGAGGUCUUGGUGUGAAUUAUUCAAGUUAAAAAUGAGAUUUCUUGGUGUGUGUAGUCAUAAUUCAGGAUGAUUUGCAUUUUGGGGAUUGCUGUGGGGGUCUGAAAAUGUCUGAUUUGUUUGGUUGAGUUGAGAUUUGCUGGCUGUGAAAGCCAGGAAGUGAGGAACACCAAACCACUCACCAAAGCACCUUUGUUCUUAGGCCCCCCUGAAAUUUAUCACCCACUUGUGAAGACUCGCUUUUUUAUAGCAUCUUUGCUGUUUGUGUGGGGUUUGAUCAUUUUUCAGUAGUUACAAAUUUGUUACCUGAGUACUAUUUCCAGGGCACUUUACAAGUAGGAAUGCCCCUCUUAAGUUUUGUAGAAAUGGAACAAAAGUUAAUAGAUUGCUAAAGCUGUUCAAGUAAGUGUUAUCCUAAUGUAAAUAUUCAAGAUGUUGAACCAAAUUACAGUGUUAAUCUUGGUAAUUUCUAUCUUGAUAUUUUCUUGGUACCAAAAUUGUAAACUGAGCUAAAUAUAUAUUCAGUUUUUUUCUGUUUUAAUUUCCUGCUCAGUUCUGUCUUUGUUGGCCUUAAAGUAAACAUGCAGGCAUGUUAGUGUUCAGUUUUGGCCACUCUUGCAAACUCAAAAUAAAAACGUUUUAAGCAAG
Amphiprion ocellaris (clown anemonefish) is the source of this 3986-nucleotide messenger RNA. RefSeq names its product low density lipoprotein receptor adapter protein 1-B. The coding region runs from base 587 to 1207 and encodes 206 amino acids. NCBI's taxonomy places the organism in Eukaryota, Metazoa, Chordata, Actinopteri, Pomacentridae. The transcript has 10 exons. The record is from RefSeq and is a predicted model, not a curated record.